Cicer arietinum (chickpea) is the source of this 883-nucleotide messenger RNA. RefSeq names its product transcription factor SRM1-like. Gene Ontology annotation, biological process: response to gibberellin; response to salicylic acid. Gene Ontology annotation, molecular function: DNA binding. The record is from RefSeq and is a predicted model, not a curated record. Lineage: Eukaryota; Viridiplantae; Streptophyta; Magnoliopsida; Fabales; Fabaceae.
GUCACAAGUUCAACAGAUUAAAACAAAGGCUAUGGAUGAAGUGGGUAAUUAUUUGAGCAGAGAGGAUGAAUAUGCAUUGUCAAUUUAUCCUAAGGAUGUUGUGGAUCGAUUGAAGAAAAUGGUUGCUGAUAUACAUAAAACUUUACAAGAGAUUCAAAGUCACUAUGUUGUUGAUGUCAAAAAGAUUGAUUUUGAUUUGGUGCCUGCGAUAUCUCAGACACCUUCUCUAAAGAAAACAGCAACACACCAUGCUAGUGAAUCAAGCAACCAAUCUUAUCAUGAAACUAGGGGUCAUCGUUGGACAGAGGAUGAGCACAAGUUAUUUAUUGAGGGAUUGGACAAGCAUGGAAAGGGUGACUGGAAAAGUAUAUCAAUGCACAUGAGAACAAGAACACCUACACAAGUAGCAAGUCAUGCUCAGAAAUACUUCAAUCAUUGGAAGUCAAUCAAUGAGAAUAAGAAAAGAAGGCGGCGACCGAGCAUACACGAUGUCACUCAUCUGGAAAAUAGAAAUACUUCAGCACACCAACGACCAGUUAUUGGCCAAACAAGCAAUCCAACCCCUGGACACAUGGAUUAUGGUUUUGGGUCUGUUCCUGAGACUGUUAUUCCAGAGGCACUAAUGAAUUUGGGUCCUAUGUCAUAUCCCAUGCAUCAUUCAUAUACUCUAUGAUGAAGUGCUGAUCAGAGGCCUAUAGUGUGCAUAGAAACAUCAGUUAGCUUAUAAUUCUUUUUUUAUAUUCCUAUCUUGUUGCUUAUAUGCAAACAAAUCAAUUAUUUCAAAUAAGUCAUUGGAUAUAUUUGACAUCCUUGACAAUAGGCAGGAAUUAAGUUAGUUUAAUUUGUAGGAACUUAGAUGCUAAUAGAUAUGCAAGUUACUGCA